Molecule: messenger RNA, 757 nt
Organism: Penicillium brasilianum
Lineage: Eukaryota; Fungi; Ascomycota; Eurotiomycetes; Eurotiales; Aspergillaceae
Source: the annotation of a GenBank genome assembly
CUUCAAGUCAAUAGAAACCGUAAUCACUGUCUCACCACUCAUCACCGCAUAAUCUCUUCCACAAAUUCACAAUGUCCGCCUUCACCUCUCUCCGCCCCGCCAUGGGUCUUGUCCGCACCGCCGCCCAGGCCUCCCGCAGCUUCAGCUCCUCCGCCUCGCGCUCCGUUGCCCGCAUGAUCAUCACCGGCCGUCUGGCUGCCGAGCCCGAGUUGCAGGCAACUGCUUCUGGGCAGGACGUCAUCAAGUACGCUAUCGGUACUUCUUAUGGCUCCAAGGAGAACCGUCAGACUAGCUGGUUCCGCGUUGCUAGCUUCUUGCCCGAGGGUUCGCAGCGGGAUUUCAUUCUGGGUCUGCCCAAGGGGACCCUCGUUUACCUGGAGGGUGAUGCCAGCAUGCGCAGCUACGAGGAUGCCGAUGGCAAGAGGCACUCCAAUCUAAACAUUGUCCAGCGCUCUCUCGAGGUCCUCAGCCGCCCCACGAACAGCUCCGAGGAGCACUAGAUGGGCUACCCAUUCAACCCCUAGCUCACAUAAAGUCGGCUUUGAUCGAUGCGGCUAUAAUUUCUGGCGUUCUUGGAGAGCGUGUGUGGAUCUAAGUAUCUGGAUGUUGGGUACUAGAUCUGACCGGGACCAUGUGUAUGCGUGCCUGGUACGGAUCGUUUCCCAUAAAGUCGGAUCUCUUGUCUAUCUUACCCUGUGAUUUUACUGUACUAGUAUACCCUGAAUACACUCCUUUCCCAUGUGGAUUAUCUCGGAUC